Molecule: messenger RNA, 528 nt
Organism: Microcebus murinus (gray mouse lemur)
Lineage: Eukaryota; Metazoa; Chordata; Mammalia; Primates; Cheirogaleidae
Gene: COX20
Product: cytochrome c oxidase assembly factor COX20
Biological process (GO): mitochondrial respiratory chain complex IV assembly
Cellular component (GO): mitochondrion; mitochondrial inner membrane
Source: RefSeq, a predicted model, not a curated record
UCCCGCGGCCUCCGCGGGCACUGGGGAGGCGGCGGGGGGCGGGGCUGGGGCCCCGACGCGUCCGCAUGGCCGCCGCUCCGGAGCCCGGCGAGCCCGGGAAGGGGAAGCCAUUUAAGCUCCUAGGAAUUUUAGAUGUUGAAAACAUUCCUUGUGCACGGGAUUCAGUAUUAUAUGGUUCAUUAGGAUCUGUCGUGGCUGGCCUUGGACAUUUUUUGUUAACUAGUAGAGUUAGAAGAUCAUGUGAUGUUGGAGUAGGAGGAUUUAUCUUGGUGACUUUAGGAUGCUGGUUCCAUUGUAGGUAUAAUUAUGCAAAGCAAAGAAUCCAGGAAAGAAUUGCCAGAGAAGGAAUUAAAAAUAAGAUAUUAUAUGAAAGCACCCACCUUGAUCCUGAAAGAAAACAAACCAACAGCGACAGCAGCAAUUAAGCAAUCCUGAUGUCAAUGUGAAAAAGCUGAUAUUAAUCAUAUAAAACAUUUUAUGUUGAAUAAGCUCACAAUCAAGUAAAUAAAGUAUGUGUAAGUUGUAGUC